Messenger RNA from Zootermopsis nevadensis, 3468 nucleotides. RefSeq names its product mitochondrial 2-oxoglutarate/malate carrier protein. Lineage: Eukaryota; Metazoa; Arthropoda; Insecta; Blattodea; Termopsidae. The record is from RefSeq and is a predicted model, not a curated record.
UUCCUCUGACAACUGUCGCAAUAAGCUAAAGAGCAGUAACUUUACUAAAAUGAUCGAUGCUCUUCGUAACAUAAUGGUGCGUCCUUUCAAUAAGACAAACUUGUGUUGCAUUUUCAACAUAAGAAACUAUCUUUUUUAUAUACGAGAAGAACUCGUUAUUCAUCUCUGCUUUCUAUUCUCGUACAAGAUGCCCUACAACUGUGAUAUUUUAAACUUCAUUGAGUUGUAGUUAAUAUGACCAACUGCACUGCAAAAAUAAUCAUUCUGUGAUCAGUGUUCUUAAAACGAAAGUUGUAUGGAAUACGUGUUAUUAUUAUACAGUUAAAUUCAUAUCUGUGCAACAAGAGAGAUCACGAAUAUCAUCAGCACAGGGAAUGUAGUCACACUGUUUAGCGUAGUGGAACAGCUGACUAGUUGGAUAAUGAGUGGUGUGGCUCGCUGAGGAUCGAGUGUUUGCUUGGUGCAAGAGAGGUUGUGGUUUGUUGAAAGAAGUACUGUUGGAGCAAUAAGGAGAAGUUUUUCACAUCACAUUCAUCACAAUGGCGGGAGAAAAGCCGAAGACCAUUCCAAAUUCUAUUAAGUUUUUGUUUGGUGGACUCGCCGGCAUGGGAGCAACAUGUGUCGUCCAACCUCUUGAUUUGGUAAAGAACAGGAUGCAGUUAAGUGGUGAAGGAGGAAAGUCAAAAGAAUACAAAACAAGUUUUCAUGCAAUUCAGGGAAUAAUAAAAAAGGAAGGAAUUGUGGCCAUGUAUACAGGUCUAUCAGCUGGACUCCUUCGACAAGCUACGUAUACAACCACAAGACUUGGAAUAUACACUUGGCUCUUUGAAACAUUCUCAGGGACAGAUGGCAAGCCCCCAGGUUUCUUUGUAAAAGCAGCUCUGGGAAUGGCAGCUGGAGUAGUUGGUGCCUUUGUAGGAACACCUGCAGAAGUAGCAUUGAUCAGAAUGACAGCUGAUGGUCGAUUACCUCCAGCUGAACGACGGAACUACAAAAAUGUGUUCGACUCAUUAUUUAGAAUUGUAAAAGAAGAAGGAGUCCUCACACUUUGGCGAGGAGCAAUUCCAACCAUGGGCCGAGCCAUGGUGGUGAAUGCUGCUCAACUCGCAUCCUACUCGCAGGCCAAACAAUUCCUCCUAGAUACCAGUUACUUCAAGGAUAAUGUCUUCUGCCACUUUGUUAGCAGUAUGGUUUCUGGCCUUGUUACUACGGCUGCUUCUAUGCCAGUUGAUAUAGCAAAAACAAGAAUCCAGAAUAUGAAAACAGUUGAUGGGAAACCAGAAUAUACUGGUGCUGUUGAUGUACUAGCAAAGGUUGUACGCAAAGAGGGUUUCUUUGCCCUUUGGAAAGGAUUCACUCCAUACUAUGCUCGACUUGGGCCACAUACUGUUUUGACAUUCAUAUUCCUGGAACAGAUGAACUAUACAUACAAGAAAUAUGUUCUUCAGGACAAAAGUGGAAAAGGAGGUGGACUGUAAAUUAAUUAAACAAGAAGACUGCAGGUUGUUGUAUCCAUUGUCUGUUAUCAUAGAGCAUUGCUUAUCAUUUAAGAGAAGAAAAUAUAUUGUUCAUAAUAUUUGGUUAUAAAAUAUUUUAGCAUUUGGUUUUACUUCUUACUGUGUCAUGUUUUGUUUUUUGGUCGAUUGUUGUUUAAGUGUUAAACUUUUUUGUUACUCCAAUUUUAUCCUGAUUGAAAUUUUUGGAAUAUGGUAAUACUCAUAAUAUAUUUUAUAUUGCAUUUUACUACUGUGGCCUUCUUUUCUUUUAAAAUCACUUUUGAAUGGGAAUAUUUCAUAAAAGCACAUGUAAUCAGUGGUUUUAUAAAUCAUUCAUUAAUCAUCUUACCAUUUCAUGCUAUAUAGUCUGAGGUACUGAUAGCAUUAUUAAAUAAAACACAAAUAAAUAAAACCGGUAUGCAGAGAGCAUCAAUAAUAGCAAAAUCAUAUGUAUUUGUAAAUUGUGCCAUUGUAACUUUAUAAUGAUUAAAAGCUCAUAGAGUCUUUAUCUGAGCCUUGGAUGGUUGAAUAACAUUGUCUGUGUAACAAGCAAACCAUGCAAAAGAAAAACGUACCUUUCCAUUCAUUAAAUUCAUUUGGACUAUUUAGAAAUGUUGACGAAUAGAGCAAAAAUAAGGGCAGGCCUUGUAGUUGCAAUGGAUAUUACACAUCUUACAACUAGAAAUUUGAGACAUUAGUAAUUUCUGGUGAAAUGAACAUGUACAGUUUACCUUGUGAAUUUAAAGUGCUGCCUAUCUUUCUUCAUUAGUCUUCAGCUGUCUUUAAAAAUAGUUUUCACCUGUUAUUUCCAUAUUCUUGGUUCGUCUAAUGGUACUUUUGUUUGUUCAGAGUAUUUAGCAUUGAAUGAUAUGUUAUUUAGGGAAUAAUGAAUUGGAAAUGACGUGGAAGGAAAAUGUUGUGACCUAAUUAAAAUAUUGCAAUGACAUUUGUUUAGAUUCACUAAGGAAAACUGAAAAUCUGGGCUGAGAUUGAUUCUGAAACCUACCAAAUAGAAGCAGAAGAGUUAACUGCUUAACCUGUUAUUGAUGAGAAGGUACAUGUGUAUAGUUAAAUAUACAAUAGCUUAAUAAUUUUGUGAUUAAGAAUUUAGUUCUUGCUGUGUGUACAGUAUACUGUCCAAAAUUAGUUUUAUAAAGCUGAUAUUAAUAGUUGAAUUGUUAAAGCAAGCGAUGCCUGCUUGUUUAAUUCCCGUACACGUUGAAGGAAAUAAUGCAUAACGUCCUUGCUUGAUGUGAUAUUUGACGUUUAAAUUUUGGCUUUACUUUUUGUCUUCCAUUAGUACAAGUUGGCUAUACUGUAACCUGUCUGCGAGUCCAUGCUACAAGAUUGUGUUAAAGUGUGAUACUUUAAAAAGCUCCUUGCAAACAAUUACAAUAAUACAGAACUACAUACAUGGAUAAAACAGUCUCGUUAAAAUAUUUUCAUAUUUAUGCAUCAGCUAUCUUGGCCCGUUCACAUAUAAUCAGUGAAGCAACUUGUAACUGUCUCUUCUCUGUUCAGGCUUUCUGAUAUUUUUAAUGUGUGUGAAGAGGUUAUCACUUAUGUGAUUGCAUUGCUCUCUGCCACUUAUAUUGCUGGUCUUAGGGAUCUAUCACUGUGUGGACUUGCAAGCAGAUACCAGACGGUUUAUUUCUCUGAAAUGUUAGUAUCUAUGUACAUGGACACACUGUGUUUCUACCCGGAAGACCAACAUCUUCACCUUUGUGAGAACCUCAAAUCUCAUAUAACUUAUAAUGUGGCCAAAUGUCACUGAAAGGCCUGCAAAAACAUGCCUAACAGUGUGUAACAAAAGUGUAAUAAUUCAAACUUUUAUAGUUGGAUGAAACUCAUGUUCCUGUAAUUUCUUUAACAACAGUGUUUAAGUUAAAGAUACAAGCUAACGUAGUUUUAAUAGGUUCAGUAUGAAGUUAAUGUUAUCAUAAAAAAUACAGCAUAUAUGUUUAUACAUUAA